AUGCUUAAACACGUGGGACGUCCUACCGCGCGACCGCGGUUUAUCGUCUUGAGGAAGAAACGAGGACGCUCCGGGUCGAGAAGUUGGCCUGGCACCCCUUAUACUCUCUCCAUUGCUUCUGCGUCCGAGAUUGAUUAUCCCGACAACCUUGGAAGGAUGCAUAGACCUCCGCAUCCUCAUCCCAUCGCUGACCAUCGGCAGGUCAAUUUGGUCUUCGAUGAUACGUUUGCACCGGGGCUGACGAACCGGCCGGAGCUGUACCAAAAGUCGAACAGGAGUAGCCAUUCAAGCGACACCAGCUCGGCGUACAGCGGGUCAGACACAAUGACGUCGGUCCAGGGAUCUUUGGAUGCGGACAACGACGAGGUCGACUUCUCUGGCCUCGUCGAGUCGAUAGUAGACAGCGAUGAGGACGAAGAUCUAGCUGAGAGCAUGGACAGCCUGACUGUUCGCGAUACCGUGCGUGAAUGCUUGGAAAAAGAUCCAGCAGAGCGAACCGAGGAAGAUAUCGAGAUCCUGCUAGAGUUCACGCAACAUUUAAAAGCAUUCACGAACAUGACCUUGGCCGUGAGACGUGCACUGUGUGCGGUAAUGGUAUUCGCAGUGGUGGAGAGCGCCGGGAUGAUCGUACUGACUGAUGGCGAAGAAUUAGAUAGUUGGAGUGUGCUGAUAAAUGGUGCUGUUGAAAUAGAACAUAGUAAUGGCGAUGUGGAGCAAUUACAUCUUGGUGAUAGUUUUGGAAUUUUGCCAACAAUGGAGCGAUUGCUACACCGAGGAGUUAUGCGAACAAAGUGCAAUGACUGCCAAUUUGUUUGUGUGACACAAGCUGACUAUUUUCGCAUCCAGCAUCAGGGGGAAGAAAACACGAGGCGACAUGAAGAGAACGGUCGCGUGAUUUUGGUUACCGAGCUGAGAGGCGCCUUGGACGGUGGAACAAGACGCGGUCAUGUUGUGAUUCGCGGGACACCUGAGCGACUGAUGCUCCAACUUAUUGAAGAAAACAGUAUUACAGACCCGACGUAUGUCGAGGAUUUCCUGCUGACCCAUCGAACGUUCAUCGACAGCCCGUUGCUGGUAGCCGAUCAAUUACUCGAAUGGUUUGCCCAGCCACAGGUCAAAGAUCGCGUUGCACGUGUCGUUUUGCUCUGGGUCAAUAAUCAUUUCACGGACUUUGAAACAGACCCGGCGAUGAUGGAAUUUUUAGAAGCAUUCGAGGCUGGCCUUGAGCGCGAAAAAAUGCAGGGUCAACAGAGAUUAUUAAACAUUGCAUGUGCUGCAAAAGCGCGAACGCGCAACAUAACUCUAGCGAGGCCAAACCGAGACGAAGUCCUGAAUUUCAGUAUACUUGGAGGAUACGAACGCGGGUUUGGAAUAUUCAUAUCCAAAGUAGACAAGAACUCCAAGGCCGAAGACGUAGGAUUGAAGCGCGGAGACCAAAUUCUAGAAGUAAAUGGCCAGCGCUUCGAGCACGUGAGCCACGCGAGAGCCCUAGAAAUUCUUCGUGGUUCAACGCAUCUCAGUAUUACAGUUAAAUCUAAUCUGCUGGCAUUCAAAGAAAUGCUACAAAUGCCCGACAACUCGCCGCGACCACGUGGACGAGUAAACAAACCCGAAAUCCCGCGAAUACCAAGCGACCCGCGCUCCAGGCUGUCAACCCACGUGGACCCGUUGACGCCCGGAGGGCAGCUCAACCCCAUGGUCGGCGGAGUGCCCCUGUUAAUUCCCGACAACAAUGGCUCGCCUUGCAAGGACUCCAAAAAAGAACACAAGGGGUUCAUGACACUGGGACCAAAAAGGCGAUUUCAAAAAGCGCUAAUGAAGAUGAACAUAUUGCCAAAGAACAUUAUCAACGACGGUAUGCAUGCUGAUGAUUCGCUGGCACCUCCUCACACGCCUCCGGGAACGGGACUCCAGAAUUCCUCGAACCUUUAUCAUUCCCGCAGUAAUCCCGAUUUAACCUCGAUAUAUUGCUACGAUGAUUUAAGAGCGCCCGAUUAUCCCGAGCACGUACUAAAAGUCUACAAAGCUGAUCAGACUUGCAAAUAUCUUCUAGUGCAUCAAGUAACGACAGCUCAUGAAGUUGUUAUGCUUGCAUUGCAAGAGUUUGGGCUGGGAACAGAGAGCAGCUCGAAUUAUUCUCUGGCAGAAGUAAGUGUCGCCGAAGGCGGAAUGAUUAAGCAGCGAAGACUGCCAGAUCAGCUGCAAAAUUUGGCAGAGAGAAUAGGCUUAAGCUCGCGCUACUACCUUAAGACCAAUGGAGUUUCCGAGACGCUGGUAGCUGACGAACAGGCACCUGAGUUGAUACGAGAGUCCCAAGUACAUUUUUUACAACUAAAUGCCGUAGAAGUUGCUAUUCAGUUGACACUCCAAGACUUUAGUAUUUUCCGGCAAAUAGAGUCUACAGAGUACGUGGAUGAUUUGUUUGAGUUAAAGAGUCGCUAUGGGAUACCAAUGCUCAGCCAAUUCGCGGAACUAGUCAACAGAGAGAUGUUUUGGGUUGUCACGGAGGUUUGCUCUGAACAUAAUCUUGUCAGACGUAGUAAAAUAAUAAAACAGUUUAUUAAAAUUGCCCGCCAGUGCAAAGAGUGUAAAAAUUUCAAUUCUAUGUUCGCGAUUAUUUCCGGUCUGGGUCAUGGAGCUGUUUCACGUUUGAGAGCCUCUUGGGAGAAAUUACCCAGCAAGUAUCAAAGGUUGUUCAGUGAUCUGCAGGAACUGAUGGACCCCAGCAGGAAUAUGAGCAAGUAUCGCCAGCUGGUGGCUUCUGAACAAACGCAGCCGCCGAUAAUUCCUUUCUACCCGGUGGUGAAGAAAGACUUGACGUUUAUUCAUCUGGGUAAUGAUUCUAGAGUCGAGAAUUUAGUUAACUUUGAAAAGCUGAGGAUGAUUGCUAAGGAAGUGAGGGCGCUUACGAAUAUGUGCUCGUCGCCGUAUGAUUUGCUGACGAUGUUGGAGCGGGGUGGUCAGCCUCCGAGUUCUGCGAUGGUUGCGCUUAAUCAGAUGACUACUGGGAAUCAAGGUGGUCAAACUGCGACGGUUAAGAGGAGGAAAAAGUCUGCUGCCGCUCCGAAUCCCAAAAAAAUGUUCGAGGAAGCUCAGAUGGUGAGAAGGGUCAAGGCCUACUUGGCGAAUAUGAAGGUUAUUACGGAUGAGGAACGUUUACAUGGGUUGUCGGUGGAUUGUGAGCCACAUGCUGGUGCGGUUGCUGUUACUGCGGCUGUUCCGCUUUCAGGAAGUCGGGGUAGAAGGCAUCCUUCACCCACGCUUUCUACUACUAGUAGUGCCAGUAGUACUAGUGAGGGUAGGAAAAGCAUACAAGGUACAAAAUUCGGAGCAGCAUCACCACAAGCAGUACGAAAAAUGCUAGCUCUAUCAGACCCCCACAAGACCCGACCAUACCAACCAAAGCACUGUCCCGCGCUUCCAGUCCCAGGUCUAGCUUUGCACUCGAGUGGAUUGGAACCAAGUCCAGGAGCACCUAGAAGAGUAGGCUCUGGUAGCCGAAUGCCGAUGCAUGAAAGGUCGCACAGCGAUACACCCUCUGGUUUGCCGCCUCCAGUGGAUCUUAGCGCCGAGAGCAGUAGUGUCACUAGUCUCAGUAACCUCCAGCCUUUAAGAAAGACACUGACUAGUGGUUCGGUGACGAGCAGUGACAGUGGUCACAGUACACAGUUGGAUAGCCACAGCGGGAGCAGCGUCGAAGCUGGUGGGAGUCCUCCACCGCCCCAGAGACGGCAUUCAUCCAUGCAAGGAUCGGUAAGAGGUGGAUUGCCUCCAUUCCCCCACGCAGUAGCAGUGCUACCUCCGCUUCCAAUCAACCAUACGCAUAAUCAUCAGAAUCAACAACAACAACAUCAUCAUCAUCUACAUCAUCACCAUCAUCACCAUCAUCACCAACAAUCCCAAUCAUCACCACCACCACCACCGCCACCGCCACCCCCUCGAGGUUGUACGGGAGCUGGGCUUGGAUUCGGAACAGGAGUGAUGCACCAUAGCGCAGGGACAACCUCUUUUAUGAACAAUAACUCCUCGAUGAUCCAACGACCUGGAGUGCUCCCAGGCAGCGCUCCUGGGCAGUGUCGACAGCUUCCAGCGUACAAAGUCGCCGCUCAGAUGGCAAGAUUGCACAGGCUGGGCAGAGCCCACAGCCACGAAGGAGUCACUUAUCGCACCAACCAUGAAGAUGAUGACGACGAAGCUCAAGUGUCAGCAGUUGGUGUGAGUCAGACUAGCGAGCGGAUAGGACAUAUCUAA
Molecule: messenger RNA, 4251 nt
Organism: Cotesia congregata
Lineage: Eukaryota; Metazoa; Arthropoda; Insecta; Hymenoptera; Braconidae
Source: the annotation of a GenBank genome assembly